This is a messenger RNA of Cyprinodon variegatus (sheepshead minnow), 3398 nucleotides long. It is a transcript of the gene hoxb1a, whose product is annotated as homeobox protein Hox-B1a-like. The transcript is spliced from 2 exons. The coding region runs from base 438 to 1616 and encodes 392 amino acids. NCBI's taxonomy places the organism in Eukaryota, Metazoa, Chordata, Actinopteri, Cyprinodontiformes, Cyprinodontidae. Gene Ontology annotation, cellular component: nucleus. The record is from RefSeq and is a predicted model, not a curated record. Gene Ontology annotation, biological process: regulation of transcription by RNA polymerase II. Gene Ontology annotation, molecular function: DNA-binding transcription factor activity, RNA polymerase II-specific; RNA polymerase II cis-regulatory region sequence-specific DNA binding.
AAGCAGGAAGAGGAGAAGCGGAGGAGCUGCAGGAAAAGGGGACAGAAUGGCGCAGAAGUGAGGGACGCGUCUUCUCGCGUGGUUCUGCGGUGGCACAGAGGAGCUUCUGGAAGUUGCGGGCUGAGUGACAGCGGGGCCUCCGUUAACGCAUCAGCUGCCUGACUCACAGCUCCGCGGAUGACAUGAUUCAUGAGUGUUUCUGUUGUUCAGGACGGGCCAGUUUCACUUUUUCAUCCCAGUGGGAUUGUUUUUAUAAACCUACAUUGUCCCGUUGGUCUAUUUGAACUCAUUUGGUCACUUUCCUCCAGUCAUUUAUUCCAGAUCUUCCUCUGAAUGUCUCCAUAUGAAAUCAUUUUCUUUAACUAAUUUGAUUCCUUCAGUUUUUUCAUAAUAUAUUUUUGUGGUCCUGUGUUUCUGAGAAGUCAGAAGAACUUUAUAUGUUCAUGGACAACAUGAACUCCUUUGUGGAAUACUCCAUCUGUAACCGAGCUGGCAGCAGUGCUUACUCUGCCCCUAAACCUGGAUACCAACCUCCUAACCUGCACCACCACCUCCCUCUGGACCAGCACCAUGGACUCACGGUGACCCCCGGCUCCCUCCACACGGGCCUCAGCGGCUCCUCUGUCCCGGUGAACGGGACGGGAGGUGACAGCGGCUACGGCGCAGAUGGAGGGAUGUAUGGGAACACCGCGGCGGACAUUGGAGGGACACCACCAUCCAGAGGGGUGAACCUCCACCACCAUCAUCAUCAGCAUCCAAUAAAUCAUGUCGAGCAUCAACACGCGCACAAUGGCUUCCAUCAUCACCAGCACCAAAGCGCGCAGGGUGGAUUAUUGACACAGUAUACUAACGGCAGUGGGUGCUCCUCCGGGGCCUAUGCAGGCCAGGCUGGUGCUACAAACUCAGAGUAUGUAGCCGUUACGGGUCCUUCAACUUCCAUCCAGCCUCAGUAUUUUAUGGAGGAGUCCGCUGCCUCCAGCUACUACCAUCAAUCAGCCUUCCCCACGCCGACCCCAGCGGUCGGCCCCAGCUACAGCGCCCUUUCCGGGGCUUACUGCGGGCCUCAGGGCCCUCUGGGUAGCUCCCAGUACCCGCAGCAGGUCGGCGGAGGCCUGGAAGCGGUGGGCUACCUGGGCUUCCCACAGGCAGGAGGGUACGGAGAGCUGCCGGGGUCCCAGGAGCGAGGGAGGGAGGAUGAGGAGAACCAGCAGGCGGGACAGGGGCAGACAUUUGACUGGAUGAAAGUGAAGAGGAACCCCCCGAAAACAGUCAAAGCGACGGACUUUGGGCUCCUAGGAGUCCACAAUAACGCCAUGCGCACCAAUUUCAGCACGCGGCAGCUGACGGAGCUGGAGAAGGAGUUCCACUUCAGCAAGUACCUCACGCGCGCGCGGCGCGUGGAGAUCGCGGCAACGCUCGAACUGAACGAGACCCAGGUAAAGAUCUGGUUCCAGAACAGACGGAUGAAGCAGAAGAAACGGGAGCGGGAGAGCACGGGCACGAGUGCGCGCUCCCACUCAUCUGACACCCGGUGUGGGUUUACCAAGGAGCUGGAGGACACGGACCACUCUUCACUGUCCACAUCACCGGGAGCGUCUCCGAGCUCUGAGUCAUAGUCUGCACGUGGCUGAUGACCAAGACUUUUUAUCACUGUGAUCCAGAAAAAAACAAAAACGUUUCUGUUUCCGUUUUUAAAGAUUCUACAACAAAUCCAGAGCAAUAAUAGCAGCCAUUUAAGCCCUCAAAGAGUUUGUAUUUUGUUAUUUUAUUACAUGAAGGAGAAACUGUUAUAUGAUUUUUUAUUUUAAAUCUUUUUGUUAUGUUAGUGUCAAAAAAUGAAGUCUCAACAUGCUCAUCCUACACUAGGCCUAAUGGUAGGCCUGCAGAUCUCAGAUGCAAAAAUGAAUUUUGGAAUAAUGAUAAUCUAAAGCAAACUUGGUCAAUUAUCACAACGUCUUUAAAGUCAAAGUUUACUUUCACUUUAUGCAACAUAUACAAAUAUAUAAGUUAAAGCUCACUAUAUAGACUAUAGAGCAAGUUUCAAAGCCUUAAAUUAAAAUACCAACCUCUAGAUGUGGCAAUAAAAUGAUGGAAUAAUGAGGAGAAUUGUAAGGGUUAACAGGGAAUGGGGCUAUUUAAGAGGAUAGAAGUUAUUUUUAAAACAUAGUUUUUCAAUGACUGUAAUACUGUCUAAUUUGUUGAAUAAAAGAAAACAUUUCUGGACUUUAAAUAAUAGCUUUUUUAUUUCCAUUAGUCAAUAAAGCCAAUGGUCUACAAUUAUUUUUAUGUUGUUUCAUCUUAGCUGGCAGAUCUAGAAACUAAGAAAGAGAUAAAGGAGCUCACUGUGAUUAAAUUUCAGAUAUAGUUCAUUAUAGCUGAAAUUCACCCCCCUUUAUUUCAGUAUUAUUCCACAAUUAAUAAAGUUCUUUAGGAUACAUACCAAAAAAGUUUUUCAGACUGUUUAGGCAGCUGUGGGCUGUAUACCAUCAGAAACUGAAGUUGAAAUGAUCCAACUGAAUCUGUAUUUAUGUAAUUUCAAAUUAAAAGCAUUAAUUUGACAGUGAAUUUCACGAAAUUGAAACCAACAUAAUUUUCAAUUACUUAUAUAAAUCUGUUGCUUUGAAAAUUGCGUUUUCCUAUGUUGGCAUUAUGUUUUAUAGUUAAGUUUCCUCCUGAAAUUGAACAACAAACCACAAGGAUGGAUGCAACUAAUGAAGUUAAAUAAUAAGUAAACAAUUUAAUGAGAUGCAGCAUUAAAAUCCAACUUUAGAAGAAAAACUAAACCUAGAUUAAAAUCUGGACAAGUUAGGGAAUUAGGAAAUUGGGUCUUUUAGCAGAGAGUAACAUCUUUGCUCCUGGUUUUGGUUAAGCCUGCUGUCUGUGGCUUCCGGGCUGAAGCCCAGGAUUAUUAAUAAAUAAGCUACUAUCUUACAAAAGAGAAAACAUUUAGAAGUACAAGUAAGUUUAGAAAAUCUUGUUCUAUAUCCAUCUUGAAAACAAACAUUGCUUUUCUAUUUUAUUCCAUAUUAUGACUGCCUGCUUUACCAACAACCUGAUAAUGAGUCAAAUGAAACAAAAGACAAAGCAACUUCCCAACUACGCUCACAGGCUGAGGCUGACUGGCAUUUUGCCUGAAACGGAGGAGUCUUAAUUUGCACUUCUUUCCAGGACUGUGAACAGUUAGCCUGACUAUUACAAAACAAAAUGAUUCAAUAAAUCAAUAGACGGAGAGCUUAACCCCCUCAAUGGCAGGCCCAAAUCUAAGCCCUUAUUUUAGGCUAACUAACAGCUGCAGCUAUGAGGCAGAUGGCCGCUCACACUGAGCCUGGUUCUGCUGGAGGUUUCUUCCUGUUAAAAGGGAGUUUUUCCUCUCAACUGUCGCUACAAGCAUGCUUAGU